Molecule: messenger RNA, 1770 nt
Organism: Felis catus (domestic cat)
Lineage: Eukaryota; Metazoa; Chordata; Mammalia; Carnivora; Felidae
Gene: MBIP
Product: MAP3K12 binding inhibitory protein 1
Exons: 10
Coding region: 56-1027 (323 amino acids)
Cellular component (GO): cytosol
Source: RefSeq, a predicted model, not a curated record
GGGGUGGGUUUGUGAGCACAACUCGGUGGUGGCGGGGGUAGCCUGUGAAGGUGUCAUGGCUGCUGUCGCUGAGCUUAGUCGCUCCAGCAGUGGUGACAGGAGUUUGGAACGGAGCUGCAGCCCUAAUCUCUCCCAAGAGGUGCUCUGCGAAAUCUUUCGCUCUCUGCAUAGCCUGGUGGGACAACUUAACCUCAGAGAUGAUGUGGUGAAAAUUACAAUCGAUUGGAACAAGCUCCAGAGCCUCUCGGCAUUCCAGCCCACUUUGCUCUUUAGUGCACUUGAACAACAUGUUUUAUAUUUACAGCCUUUUUUAGCAAAACUUCAGCCUCUGAUUAAAGAGGAGAAUACAACUGUUGUUGGAGGGACAGAAAAAACAGAAAUGGGGAAUAAGAAUGAAGUAAAUGCCAAAUUUCCCAUUAGUGACCUACAAGAGGAAGAAAAGCACAAAGAUUGUGAUUUAGGAGAUGUGAAAAAGACACAGAUCCAUGUUGAUCCAGAAGUAGUUCAAAUAAAGGCUGGAAAAGCAGAAAUUGACAGACGAAUAUCUGCAUUUAUUGAAAGAAAGCAAGCUGAAAUCAAUGAAAACAACGUGAGGGAAUUUUGCAAUGUUAUUGAUUGUAAUCAAGAAAACAGUUGUGCAAGAACUGAUGCCAUUUUUACUCCUUACCCGGGAUUUAAAAGUCAUGUAAAAGUUUCUAGAGUUGUGAAUACAUAUGGACCACAGACUAGACCUGAAGGAAUUCAAGGGUCAGGUCAUAAACCUAACAGCAUGCUCCGAGAUUGUGGUAAUCAGGCUGUAGAAGAACGACUACAAAAUAUUGAGGCUCACUUGCGAUUGCAGACGGGUGGUCCAGUGCCAAGAGACAUUUAUCAGAGAAUUAAAAAACUUGAGGAUAAAAUCCUUGAAUUGGAAGGCAUCUCUCCUGAAUAUUUUCAUUCUGUAAGCUUUUCCGGAAAAAGAAGAAAAGUACAACCACCUCAAAUCAUACCCUGGGAUUCAAGAUUGAAAAAAAAAGGGGCAGCAUAAAUUAAUGAACUUGAAUUAAAUAAUUUUAUUUCAAGGAAUUAUUCACUGGCUGAACUUGAUGAAAAAAUUAGUGCCCUCAGACAAGCCCUGCUCAGAAAAUCAAGAGAAGCAGACUCCAUGGCUACCCACCACCUUCCAUGAAAAACUCCUCUCAUUCUUGUCAUUUUACUUUUUUUAUAUACAUGUAACUUACAGUGCAGUUAAUUAAGUGGAUAUGUGUUUAUCAAUGUAACUUUCCUUCUCUGAAAUCAAGGUUCUUUUCAUGAGAGUCUGGCCUGCAGCAGGUCAUCUGCAGAUAUUCCAGUGAAGUUUGAAAUGGUUAUAAGGUGUGGAAAACAGCAUUGUUGGAACGUGUCCCCUUCUGUUCUAAAGGAGGUAUUUUGGAAAACGAAAAACUUAAUUUCAAAGCACAUCUUUUUGUGUGUGUAUACAUGCCACAGAAAGGACGAUUUAUUUUGAAUAGUGAUAUUUAAAAGGACUUUAUAUUUGUAACAUCAGUGUUAACCAGUUUUUUUGUUUAAAUCAGUACUUUGUACGUAAUAGGCAAGAAGAAUUUACCAACUGAAAUGAAUUUUAAAUGAAUGCAUACUUUUUUUCCCAAAUGCCAACUUUAAUGUAAAUAAACAGUAGACUCUACCUUUAUCCCCUUACUGUGUGACCUUUAGCAAAUUAAUCUCUUUGUAUCUUAAUUUCUUUAUCUAUAAAAUGGCAUUGAUAAUAAUAAAACCUACGGUUGUCAUGAA